AUGGAAAAAAGUAGGUGUAACCCUAUUGUUCUUGGGGUUAGACUGACAAAGGAUGAAAAAGGAGACAAGAUCAAUGCUACCAUGUGUAAACAAUUGAUUGGAAGCCUUACGUAUCUAACUGCAACAAGGCCGAAUUUAAUGCAUGUAGUGUCUCUAAUGAGCAGAUUUAUGGCAAGUCCAACAGAGUUGCAUUUGCAACCUACAAAAAGAGUGUUGAGAUACUUAAAAGGUACUAUAGAUUUGGGAAUCCUUUAUCGGAAAAGGGGUAAUGGAGAGUUGAUAGCAUAUACUGACAGUGAUCAUGCAGGAGAUAUAGGUGACAGGAAAAGCACUUCUGGCUAUGUGUUCUUACUCAAUGAUGAAGGUCUGUCUUGGUCCCCAAAAAGACAACCUGUAGUUACGUUGUACACUACUGAAGCAGAAUUUGUGGUAGCCGCGUCUUGUGCUUGUCAAGGGGUGUGGAUGAGGAGAGUUUUGGAAAAACUUGGUCAUUUCUAUCCAAGAAUCCAAUCAGGCAUGGAUGUAGCAAACACAUUGAUGCGAGGUUCCAUUUCUUGUGCGAUUUGA
Molecule: messenger RNA, 567 nt
Organism: Cucurbita pepo subsp. pepo (vegetable marrow)
Lineage: Eukaryota; Viridiplantae; Streptophyta; Magnoliopsida; Cucurbitales; Cucurbitaceae
Source: RefSeq, a predicted model, not a curated record